Messenger RNA from Ricinus communis (castor bean), 2316 nucleotides. RefSeq lists its product as uncharacterized. Gene Ontology annotation, biological process: proteasome assembly. Gene Ontology annotation, cellular component: cytosol. Bases 241 to 1833 code for a protein of 530 amino acids. The record is from RefSeq and is a predicted model, not a curated record. Lineage: Eukaryota; Viridiplantae; Streptophyta; Magnoliopsida; Malpighiales; Euphorbiaceae. The transcript has 18 exons.
CACCUGUACACCCGCCGAUAUCUAUCCGUCUGCCACCUCCUGCCUCAAUCAAGUGAUCUCGAUUGCCAACCUUAUCCAAAAGAGGUAUUCCACGUGGGGUAAAUACCAAUGGAAAAAAAAAAAUAGAGGACACGCGCCAUUUUAAACCCUGAAACUGCUUCUAUAUUUUUCUUCAGUUUCAACUUCCAGUGCAAGUCAAGAAGACAGAGCAGAGCAGAGCAGAGCAAAGCAAAGGAAGCUAUGGACGAAGAAUUUUCAAUGGAGGAUCCUACUCCUUUACUCCAAUCCGCCUCUGAUUUCGCUUACUAUCCCGGGGCUCAAAACGACGCCGUAGUGAAGGACUUUCUGGAUCAUUUUCCCCUUCCAGUUAUUUUCAGUGCUUUACAAACAAAAGCUGAUGUACCUGAUUUAGAGAGAACUCUAGUGGCUUGUUUGGAAAAAAUCUUUAAGACAAAAUAUGGUGCCUCUCUUAUUCCUCAAUAUAUGGCUUUUGUGAAUCUUGGUUUAAAGGCAGAUUCUCAACUAGUAAAAUGUUUAGCUUGCAAAACGGUUUCUUGUCUUCUGGAGAAUGUCAAUGAUAAAACCAUAUCUCCUGCACAGUUAGUAAUUGACAACGGCAUAUACCCUCUUUUGCUUCAUUGUGUCCUCAUUGGUAACGGAGAAGUGGCAAUAGCUUCAAUGGAGGCAAUUCAGAAGUUUGCUGGCUUUCCAAAAGCCAUAGAGGUCAUAUUCCCAGCAAAUAAUGAAGACUUUACACACCUUAGAAAUUUAUCAGCCCGGUGCUCGUCAUUGGGACGUGUCCGGCUUCUUUCUUUGGUAGUGAAGCUAUUCACUGUUUCUCCCGAUGUUGCAGCAGUAGUUUUCAAUUCAAAUCUACUCAGUUUAUUGGAGGCAGAAGUCAGCAACACAGAUGAUACUCUAGUAACUUUAAGCAUUUUGGAGCUCUUUUAUGAGUUGGCAGAAGUUCAGCACGGUAUAGAAUUCUUGUCAAGCACAAAUCUUAUCCGUCUUCUUCCUUCUAUUAUCAGCAACAUAUCAGCGGAUGCAAUAUUAAGAUCAAGAGCAAUGAUGAUAAGUGGAAGGCUCCUAUCCAAGGAAAAUAUAUAUGCAUUCGUCAAUGAAUCUGGUGUUAAAACUGUUAUCUCAGCCAUUGAUGGACGGCUUGGAGUAGAGUCUCAAGAUUUAAAUGAAUGCGAAUGUGCGCUUGAAGCAUUUGGCCAAAUUGGAUCUUCAACCCCAGGAGCAACAUUGCUGCUGACGAUGUCACCUCCAGCUGCAAGGCAUGUUAUUGAUGCUGCCUUUGACAGACAGGCACGUGGCAAACAAUUGGCUGCAUUGCAUUCUCUUGGAUACAUCUCAGGAGAAUCACGAUCUGAGAGCAACAUAAUACUUAAUGGUGAAGCAGAAGAAACUCUUCGGCGCCUGAUCUAUGACACAGCAUCCAAGACUCCAAAGCUGACACCAUCGGGUCUUUUCCUAUCAAUUCUUCAACAAGAUGCAGAAGCUCGUUUGGCGGCUUACAGAAUGAUAACUGGGCUGGUGUUUCGGCCAUGGUGCCUGAUGGAGAUUUGCACAAAACAAGAGAUUGUAAAUAUAGUGACUGAUCCAACUACUGAAACAAUAAAAAGAGAUGCUCUCCUAAAUCUAGCAAGUGAAAAGUUUCAGGCAUGGAUGCUAGAUAUAAUUGUUGCAAGGCAAUCAAUAAGGCUUUCAUGGCCUCGGGUAAACUCAGCACCAAUCCUGCUCUUGCUGGAAUUGCUUCCAAGUUGCAGGAAGCAGUUAGGAGAGGGCCAUAUUUCACCGGCAAGCAUCGGGAAGCACAACCGACAGUAAUGACAGCUGAGAGAUUCUGAUCUCCUUCAGAAGAUACUGUGCAGAGAAGAUGCAACUUUCCUACUGAUAAUGUGUAAUAUAACUUCUGGUUGGCUGGCAUUCAUCUGUUUGCAUAUGGGCUAAUGCACAAUUUGUGAAGGACUUUUCCUGCCUAACAUUGGCUUAACAUGAGUAGGAGCAGAAAAACCUUUUUCAAAAUUUCAACCGACCUUUCUUGGAACCAAAUGCCCUUUCCGCAAUGGCUUGAAUGAUUAGCCUUUCCUUUUCAUUCACAUUGUUGUAGGUGAAGAAAAUGCUGAAUGAGGGGAAAUGGUAUAUAAAAAUUUGAUAGAAGCACAAAGGCAGGGGGAUUUCAUGACUCACAAUUUCAUGUCUCCGUUUACUGCGACAGGGAACAAGCACAUGAAACGUAUUCUAAUGAUGACAGAAAAAAUUGUGGUGAAAAAUUUUGAAGAAUAAAACGAAUUCUCUAUUUGUUUGUGA